CUUCCGCAGUCACAAAUGUCUUCGAGACCGAAAGAACUGCUACCAUGUACUCAUACACUUUUGAUGACAUCCUAGAGGAGGCGGGCAAGUUCGGCCGAUCGCAGAAGCGUAUCUUUGCCCUGCUAUGCAUGGUAUCCAUGCCAUGGGCCGGUGUCUACGUAGGCAUUGUGUUCCAAGGGUUCACCCCAGAGCACUGGUGCCGAGACUCAGGGGUGAGUCAGAUCCGGAAGAGCUGUGGCUGGAACCUGAUGGACACUAGAAAGAUCACGGUCCCGGUGGUCAACACCUCAGGAGUGUUGGUCUACAGCCAGUGUGAGCAGUAUGAACUGGACUGGAACACUACGGGUCUGACAUGUGACAACCCAGAGUCUGACCUCACUGACGCUCACCGCAGCAAAGCUCCCAUGACCUCCUGCAAGGAAGGAUGGGAGUAUGACUACAAGGGGAGACAAUCCUUUGUGACAGAGUUUGACCUGGUGUGUGCUGAUGCCUGGGUGGUGGACAUGUACCAGGCUACACUCAACGUGGGCUUCUUCAUAGGGAGCAUAGCCAUUGGAUACCUAGCUGACAGAUUUGGCAGAAAGACGAGCUUCUUGGUGUCCAACCUCUUGAAUGGGAUUUUUGGAAUUCUUGUAGCAUGGUCUCCAAAUUGGGUAUCCAUGCUGGUCUUCCGAGCAUUAUAUGGCUUUGGUGUUAAGGGAGGCUGGGUGGCUGGAUAUGUUCUGAUCACUGAGCUGGUAGGAGUAGAGUACAGGAGGACUGUGGGAGUCGUCUACCAAAUGUUCUUCAGUGUUGGAAUUCUCAUCCUGCCCCUCAUCUCCUACUUCAUCACAGACUGGCGCUGGUUGCAGGUGGUCAUCACUGCACCUUAUAUCCUCUUCCUGUCCUACUACUGGUUUAUCCCGGAGUCUCCAAGAUGGCUUCUCUCUCAGCACAAUGCAAAGAAAGCUGUGGAGAUCACUGAGGCAAUAGCGAAAGAAAACAAGAAAACCCUCUCCAAGAACAUUGAGACGAUGAGAGACGACAAUGCCGAUACCUCAACCGCCUCGUUCAUGGACCUAAUCAGAACUCCAAAAAUGAGAAAACACACCUUCAUCCUUAGUUUCAACUGGUUCACUAGUGCUGUCGUCUACCAGGGUCUUAUCAUGCGUCUAGGAAUCCUGGGAGGAAAUGUCUACAUUGACUUUCUGAUCUCUGGUCUGGUGGAAUUCCCUGCUGCCUUCCUCAUCCUCUUUACCAUCGAUCGUAUCGGACGGCGUCUUCCCUUUGCCACAGCCAACAUUGUAGCUGGCGCAGCCUGCUUCAUUACUGCUAUGAUCCCUGAGACCAUGUUCUGGUUCAAAACAGCAGUGGCCUGCAUCGGCCGGUUGGGCAUCACCAUGGCUUUUGAGAUGGUGGUGUUUGUGAACACUGAAUUGUACCCUACGUUUGUCAGGAACCUGGGUGUGUCUGUGUGCUCCACUCUGUGUGACAUCGGAGGCAUCGUGGCCCCGUUCCUUCUUUACAGACUGGCUGCCAUCUGGCUGGAGCUGCCACUCAUCAUCUUUGGGGCCCUUGCGUUUCUGGCUGGAGCUUUGGUCUUGCUGUUGCCUGAGACCAGAGGUGUGCCACUUCCUGACACCAUCGAUGACAUUGAGUUUCCAGAAAAAUGCAAAGAAAAAGCGCUGAGGAGGAAAGAGAUGAUAAUGCUGUUACCCGCCGCCGUGAUGACCAACAAAGAACCUGAGACUGUCUGAUUCCUUCCUGGGAACUUCACGUUUUUGUGAUGAAAGUAUGAGAAAGUAGUGAUGAGCAGUAUUUUAUGUUAAAAUGACCUGUUUCAUUUGUUGUCUCUAAUACGAAUUAAUUCUUGUUUGUGUUGGCGAAAUAUUGUAACUUAUUUAGAUUUCUUUCACCUUUACCAUGUUUCCUGGUUUUACUUAUCCGUUAGUUACAGUAUGAUUUUCCUCUCAGAUCAUGUGCUUUGUGCCAUGUUUUUUUUUGGUGAUCAUGUGUUUAAAGUAAUUUACAGAUGUUUUUGCCGAAGCUUUUUUAUAAAUGUUGGGAAUAUUGUCAUCAUAUACAGUGCAUUCAGAAAGUAUUCAGAUCCCUUUUUCCACAUUUUGUUACAUUACAGCCUUAUUCUAAAAUAGAUUAAAUACACAUUUUUCCUUAUCAAUCUACACACAAUGCCCCAUGAUGACAAAGCGGAAAAAUAACAGAAAUACCUUAUUUUCAUAAGUAUUCAGACCCUUUGCUAUGAGACUCGAAAGGUGCAUCCUGUUUCCAUAGAUCAUCCUUGAGAUGAUUCUACAACUUGAUUGGAGUGACAAUCAUCAUUCCCCAAUCAGUCAUCAAUCAGUCGCUAAUAAGAAGACACCUGCACCUUUUCAUUUACCCUAUCACAGCCCCUUUCCCUUGGUUUAAAAACCCAGUCAGUUGUUUUCUCCCCAGAUCAAUCUCUUUGUGUUCAAUCUCUCUCUGUAACUCAUUAUCUCUCAAUCGCGCUCGCUUUCUGUAUUGAUCUCUCUUUUGUAUUGCUCCUACAUGUCCCAUUUGUCCGGUUAUCCUGUGAGUAUUGUUUGACUGUUUGUUUGUUUGGUGGGAAAAGGGGGCACCAAGACAAGUCGCCCAUGGGCAUACACUACCUGUAGGUAAACCUUGUCUAAAUACACUAGUUAGAACUGGCUGGACCACCCACUGUAUUUUAUUGGUUAGUGAGCUAGCUGUUGUUGAAGCAGGUAGACUAGCUUAGGGGUGUUUUUGGAAUUAUUGUUUCUUUCCUUGGGUCCAGCUCAGCCCCUUUUCUCAUACCCCUUUACCAUGUGUUUAAAAAUAAACCUUUAGUGUUUGACGGUAAA
This is a messenger RNA of Salmo salar (Atlantic salmon), 2840 nucleotides long. RefSeq names its product solute carrier family 22 member 2 (gene slc22a2). Gene Ontology annotation, cellular component: membrane. Gene Ontology annotation, molecular function: transmembrane transporter activity. Gene Ontology annotation, biological process: transmembrane transport. NCBI's taxonomy places the organism in Eukaryota, Metazoa, Chordata, Actinopteri, Salmoniformes, Salmonidae. The record is from RefSeq and is a predicted model, not a curated record.